AUGGAUAGUCAAUGUUGGUGGUGGUUUAUAAUUUAUUUAAUAAAUUUCUUUUUUAAUACAAUUGCAUCAGAUUAUUUAUUAAAUACACUUAAACAACGAAAUGAAUCAACGAAUAAAAAACAAACAUCAUCGAAAUCGAACAAUAAAAAUCUUCAAUAUCAAUCAACUUAUUCAACUCAUUUGGCAGAGAAUACAACAAAAAUUCGUACGAACAACAUCAUUCAAUCAUUUAUAACCAAACCUAAUUCUUAUCUUUAUAAUUCUGAUGAAGAUGAAGAAAAUUUUUUAGAUCGUGUUAAAAGACAAACAACUCCAUUUGUUUGUAAAGCUGAUGGUUAUUAUCCAGAUCGACAGAAUUGUCGAAUAUAUCAUAUUUGUACAUCAGGUGUUGAUACAGCAGCUGUUUGUGGUGAAGGGACAGCAUGGGAUCCAAUUAGGAAAAAUUGUGGAUGGGAAAAUACUGUUGAAUGUAAAAAAGGACUUCGAAAAUGGGAUCAAAUAACAGAUAUUCGAGGGGUUACUUUAUUUGCUACUGAUGCAGCACUUGCAUGGCGAGCAAAAAAGAAAUCCACAACAACUCAUGCACCAAUUAAAGUUGAUUCAAAUUUUACAUGUGAAUAUGAUGCUGAAGGAUAUUUUCCUGAUCCAAAAUAUUGUCAUAUAUAUCAUUUUUGUGCUAUUGGUGCACAUCAAGUACUACAAUGUUUAAAUAAUCUUUGGUAUUCAUCAGAAACACAAGGUUGUGAUUGGCCUGAGAAAUCAGAUUGUAAAGCUGGUAAUUUACAUACAUCAUCAACAGCAGCAACAAAUAUGAUUGAUGGUGAUGGAAAUAUAGUUACAACUCCAAGAAAUUUUCGAUUAAAUGUUUAUUUACCAAUUGAAUGUCCACCAGGUGUUCAAAAAUAUUUUCCUGAUCCAUAUGAUUGUUCAGCUUAUCAUUAUUGUAGUGGUGGUGUCGACAAACCAUCAUAUUGUGAUGCUGGUCUCUUCUAUGAUAAGAAACACGGUUGUCAAUGGCCAAAAGAUGUUCCUCAUUGUCAACAUAAAUGUCCAGCCAAUGGGCAACGAUUACGUUUUGUAGCUACUCAUAGUUGUUGUCAUUAUUAUGAAUGUAUUAAUGGUCAUUUAAAAGAACAAGUGUGUCCAUUACAUAAACUUUAUUCAGUUGAAACAAAACGAUGUGAAAAUUUUCAAGUUGUUACUUGUGGUUCAAGAGAAAAAUGUAUAGAUCCUUGUGAUUAUGACAAUUCUCCAUUAUGUGAAUUUAAACCUGUUUGUCGAGAUAAACCAAAUGGUAAUUAUGUUGAUCAAUAUCGACCUAAUUGUCAAUUUCAUUAUACAUGUCUUGAAAGUCGAACAUUUAAUUAUACAGCAUGUGAACAUGGUCAUCGAUUUUCUGUUCAACAUCAAAAAUGUCUACCUGCUAAACAAGUCAAAUGUUUUUCUAUACAUAAUUAUCAAUUUUCAUUUAAUCUCAUUUUUUUCUUCAUUUUGAUACAAAUUAUUUAUUAA
Molecule: messenger RNA, 1512 nt
Organism: Rotaria sp. Silwood2
Lineage: Eukaryota; Metazoa; Rotifera; Eurotatoria; Philodinida; Philodinidae
Source: the annotation of a GenBank genome assembly